Molecule: messenger RNA, 2052 nt
Organism: Myotis lucifugus (little brown bat)
Lineage: Eukaryota; Metazoa; Chordata; Mammalia; Chiroptera; Vespertilionidae
Product: zinc finger protein OZF-like
Exons: 3
Coding region: 143-1717 (524 amino acids)
Biological process (GO): regulation of transcription by RNA polymerase II
Molecular function (GO): DNA-binding transcription factor activity; RNA polymerase II cis-regulatory region sequence-specific DNA binding
Source: RefSeq, a predicted model, not a curated record
UCAUUGGGGUCAUGGGAGCAGUAGAGCAGGUGACCUGUCCCAGGUCUCAUUAGACUCCCUGUGGCUGCAGCCUGAUGCACAGGAUGGGUGUGAGGACGGUGGUAGGAGGCCCAGGACGGAAGCUGCUGUGAUAGUGCUGGAUAUGGACUUUGAGGACGUGGCCAUUGCCUUCUCUGAGCAGGAGUGGGCGCUCCUUGGUGAGGCUCAGAGACUUCUGUACUGCGAUGUGAUGCUGGAAGUGUUUGCGCUCCUCUCAUCUGUAGGUUGCUGGCAUAAAACGGAUGAUGGGGAGGCCUGUUCUGAGCAGAGUGUAUGUGUACAAGGAGAGUCACAGGUCAGGGCUUCUGAGACAGCUCCAGCAACCCAGACGACCCUUCGGUGUAUGUGGUGUUUCUCAGUGUUCAAAGAUAUUCUGCGCCUGACUGAGUCACAGGCAGCAUACCUUGAGCAGAAAGCCUUCUUCAGUGACGCAUGUGUGAGAGACUUCUGUUUGAGUGCAAACCCUCACCAGCAGCAGGGGGAAACCAGUGGAGAGAAGCCCUGGGAAGAAGCUGUGGACAGGGCCUCGUUUGUGACCUGCUGCAGCUUCCGAUCUUGGGUGCCUUCAACCAAUAGAAAGGUUGGGAAAGUCUCCCCAGGUAUCUCAGGGCUUCUCCAGCAGCAGGUAACUCUCAACACUGGGGAGCCACACAGUGCACGUGAGAUUUCAUGGGAAUUUGUGAGUGGAAAAGGUCAUCACAAUUGGGGUGGACAUGAAAACGCUGCCAGCAACAGCGGGAAAGUCAUUCGACAUCAGAGUGUCUGCUCUGAAGAAGUGAAUAAUGAGGGUAACAAAUGUGGGGAAGUCUCCAUACGUACAUUUAACCUCAAUCGACGUAGGAGAGUUCACACUGCAGAAAAGCCCUAUGAGUGUACUGAUUGUGGGAAGUUCUUUAGAAAAAGCACUACCCUCAUUGAACACCGGAGAGUUCACACGGGAGAAAAGCCCUAUGAGUGCACUGAUUGUGGGAAGUUCUUCAGGCAAUGCUCUAACCUAACUCAACACAAGAGAGUUCACACUGGUGAAAGGCCCUAUGUGUGUGGUGAUUGUGGGAAGUCAUUCAGGCAAAAGUGUGCCUUCAACAGUCACCAGAGAACUCACACUGGUGAAAAGCCCUAUGUGUGUGGUGAUUGUGGGAAGUCAUUCAGUCAAAAGUGUAGCCUCAACGUUCACCAGAGUGUGCACACUGGUGCAAAGCCGUAUGAGUGUAGUGAAUGUGGAAAAUCAUGUGGGUCCAGUCUUCAUCUCCUUAACCAUAAGAGAAUUCACACUGGAGAAAAGCCAUAUCAGUGUACUGAUUGUGGAAAGUCAUUCAGUGAAAAGUGUAACCUUAAGAGUCACCAGAGAACUCACACUGGUGAAAAGUCCUAUGUGUGUGGUGAUUGUGGGAAGUCAUUCAGUCAAAAGUGUAGCCUCAACGUUCACCAGAGAGUGCACACUGGUGCAAAGCUGUAUGAGUGUAGUGAAUGUGGGAAAUCAUGUGGGUCUAGUCACUGUCUCCUUAACCAUAAGAGAAUUCACACCGAAGAAAAGCCAUAUGAGGGUGGUGAUUGUGGGAACUCCUUCAGCCAAAGCUCUAUGCUCAUGGGCCACAACAGAUCCCUGUUAUUAGACACCUGUGUGUUUGUCUUCCAGCCCUGCCUUUUAUUGCCUCUACAAUCAGGCAGUUCACAUUGAGUCUCUGAGCCUGGUUUCCUCCCCAGGAAAUAGAUGGUUAAGCCAUGUCAGCUUGUGGAGAGGAUUAAAUGAUAUAAUUCUUGUAAAGCAUUGAAUCCAGGGCCUGGCACGUGUAGGGCACAUUCAGUAACUGUUAGCUCCAUAGCUUCACAAUGUGUGCUGACUGCAGACAUGCACACAAUGUAGGAAAAGUCUACUUGUUAGUCUUUGUAUCUUUUCAAGUUUUCUUUUUAAAUGAAUAGCAUAGGAUUAUGUAUGUUCUCUCAUAGCCGGCUGUUUCUUGUAAAAAUGUGAAAUUUGUAAAUCAGAAAUAAAACUCUGACAGUUGGAGUGGG